AUGAGUCGAGGAAGUGGAGGUGGAUACGAUCGUCACAUCACUAUUUUCUCCCCUGAGGGGCGUCUCUUUCAAGUUGAGUAUGCUUUCAAGGCUGUUAAGGCUGCAGGGAUAACCUCGAUUGGUGUCCGUGGAAACAAUUCUGUCUGUGUUGUUACCCAGAAAAAAGUUCCGGACAAGCUCUUGGACCAGACAAGUGUAACACAUCUCUUUCCCAUCACAAAGUACCUCGGUUUACUGGCAACUGGCAUGACAGCUGAUGCUAGGACACUGGUUCAACAAGCAAGAAAUGAAGCAGCCGAGUUUCGCCAUAAAUAUGGAUAUGAGAUGCCCGUGGAUGUGUUGGCUAAAUGGAUUGCAGACAAGUCACAAGUCUAUACUCAACAUGCUUAUAUGAGACCACUUGGAGUAGUUGCUAUGGUCUUGGGUAUUGAUGACGAAAAUGGGCCUCAGCUUUACAAAUGUGACCCCGCUGGUCAUUACUUUGGUCACAAGGCCACAAGUGCUGGUUUGAAGGAUCAAGAGGCAAUUAAUUUCUUGGAAAAGAAGAUGAAGAACGACCCUUCAUUUACCUAUGAGGAGACAGUUCAGACUGCAAUUUCUGCCUUGCAAUCAGUUCUUCAAGAGGAUUUUAAGGCGACUGAGAUUGAGGUUGGAGUGGUGCAAAAGGACAAGCCAGAAUUUAGAGUUUUGUCGACUGAGGAAAUUGAUGAGCACUUGACUGCCAUAAGUGAGCGUGAUUGA
Molecule: messenger RNA, 741 nt
Organism: Lathyrus sativus (Indian pea)
Lineage: Eukaryota; Viridiplantae; Streptophyta; Magnoliopsida; Fabales; Fabaceae
Source: the annotation of a GenBank genome assembly